AUGGCACAAACAAGAAUCACCCACGGACAAGCAGAACGCGUAGACGCAGCUGCAUCCCUCUUCAGCCACACCUUCCAGGAUGACCCAGCCAUCGCAUACCUGUUUCUCAACGUAUCCCAUGAAGAGCGCGUAUCGUUCCUUGAGUCCUAUUUUAAACGGGGCAUCAAAGCGGCCGUCCUGAACGACUCCCUCAUCACCGAGAUCGAUGACUGGAAAGCGGCCGCUGUAAUAGUGCCGCCCGGAGCGUCCUUGGAAGGCUUCUCGACGAUGCUAGCUUCAGGGAUGCUCAGUGUAAUGUGGCGGAUGGGCAUUUCGGGAUGCUGGCGAUUAUUGACGGACGUCGCGCCGCAGGUAGAUGCCGCGAUCAAGAAAGCAUUUAAAGACCAGCAACCGCGGUACUACUAUCUCUAUGCUAUCGGGACAGAGCAUCAGCAUCAACGCAAAGGCCUCGCCAAGGCAAUCAUCAAGCAAUACCAGGAAAUGGCGCAGAAAGACGACACGCCCAUCUGGCUGGAGGCAUCCAAUAGACAAUCUAGGGAGGUCUAUCUAAAAUUGGGCUUCCAAGAUGUUGAAAUACUUACGUUCGGGAAGGGGAAAGUGUCCCCUGAAGGCAUGCGCCAGCCGGGAGGCCCAGGGGUUCCGGUUUGGGCGAUGAUUUGGUGGCCGAAACGGCAUGAGGAGACCUGA
Messenger RNA from Monascus purpureus, 687 nucleotides. The record is from the annotation of a GenBank genome assembly. NCBI's taxonomy places the organism in Eukaryota, Fungi, Ascomycota, Eurotiomycetes, Eurotiales, Aspergillaceae.